AUUUUUUCAAAAAUCAAAAAAAUCAAAAUUUUUUUUUUUUGACAAUCAAACAAACGAAAAAAAAACUGACUGGACACACACAGACAAACGCUUCAACACCAAACACACCGCAUAUAUAAAAAUAUUUCAAUUUCUGAAAUCAAAAGAAAGUUUAAAUUUCAAAUUGUCAAAUUCGUUACACUAUUUUUCAAAAAACUUUUUCAUUUUGUGCUGUUUUUUUUUGUUUUGUUUAAAUUUUGACCUUGUUGUGUGCCUCUGUGUUAACCUCAUUCAACAACAUCCAGAUUCCAUCAUAAGCAUCAUCCGAAUCAAAUCGAUCCAGAAGAAAAUGCAUCAAUCAAUUUCAUUGUUGAUAUUGUUUUUAACACUAUCAUCAUUAUCAUUAUCAACAACGAAUGGACAAAAAUUAAAAUGUAAUAAUAAAACACAAAAAGAAAUGGAUAUGAUUGUUGCACGUAUUAUGACAUUCGGUACUGAUCGUCCAUUUCCAAAAGAUAAAGCUGAAUUACGUGAUUAUUGCAAAGAACAAACACGUUUGGUACAAAAAUUAGAAAAUUAUAAAACAAGUUGUUUAAAAAAUCAGGCAAAAAGUAUUGUAGCGGUUAUAAUAUAUUCGAUAAAACAGGUAACAAAUACCUAUUGUAAACGACCAAAUUCAAGACGUUCAUCCGAAUUAUUGGAUUCAGCUUCAUGUGCAAAUGCAGCAACCAAUGAUUAUAAUAAAUGUAGUAUUGAAUAUAUUGAACGUUUAUUAUAUGCAAAAACAUUGGGACAAAGUAAAGAUCGUUUAAUUCAAUCUUGUUGCGGUUAUUUUGCCAUCUAUAAUUGUGUACGACAACAAGCAGCAAAACAUCCUGAACAAUGUACGGAUGAACGUAUCGAUGCAAAUAUUAAUUAUAUUCGUACAUUCUUUGAUAAUGCUAUAAAUGCAGCAUGUGGUGAAUAUAGUGGUGAUAAUGAUAAAUGCGAUAAAGUAACCGUACCACCACCAAAAAAAUCGAAUAAAAAAUCAUUACCAGCAUCAUUUUUUAAUCCAUUAGUAAAUCUAUUAUCUAAUCUUUAAUCCCCCUGGUCUACUUGUUUUUUGGGCAUUUUUUUCGAAAAAACAAACAACUAAUGAACAUUCUUUUGCUUAUUCUUUAUUCUUGAAUCAUUGUUU
Dermatophagoides pteronyssinus (European house dust mite) is the source of this 1159-nucleotide messenger RNA. RefSeq lists its product as uncharacterized. Lineage: Eukaryota; Metazoa; Arthropoda; Arachnida; Sarcoptiformes; Pyroglyphidae. The record is from RefSeq and is a predicted model, not a curated record.